AUGGAACGAGGAUUUGACAGCGAGUAUUUCGAUCAAGGUUUGGCCGCAUAUUUCUCUGGUCAAGUUAAUCCCGAUCUGCUACAGGUCGGCUUCGCUGAGAAUGAGGCAAGCCCUGCUGUCAAGGCAGAGCCCUCAUCACCGGAUACCAUGGCGGUACCUGAAUCACCUCGAUCUCCGUCGCUUUACGACAUUCAACCCUUCUACGCCGCACCCGUCAUCACCCCGCCACAACCGGCGCCUGAAGAGAUGGAGCGGCCAAUCCCGUCUCGCCAGCCUUCACCUCGAACCAGCCCCCAGCGAAACCCCCUCAGAAGUCCCCUCAACGGUCGCGGCACCCGCCGCAAUCUUCAGUUCUUCAUUAACCGCGGUAGCCAGCGACGCGCGAUUGGUCAGGCUCAAUUAUCCCGUCGACAUCGAAUGCAAGAGCAGCAAUUCGAGCUGCGGCGGCAUCAGCGUCAUGUAAACGAGCUCCAACGACAGCAUGAGCAGCGCCUGCAAGACGAGGAGAACGCGCCUUGCAACAGCAUGCCUGUGUCGCGGAAGCGUAGGUACCAUGGUGCGCCGCGGUAUAUUGAGAGAUUCAGCUUUCGAGAUGAAGAGGAACGUGGUCGUCUGAGCCCAUAUGACUUCUACUAA
This is a messenger RNA of Fusarium oxysporum Fo47, 636 nucleotides long. RefSeq lists its product as uncharacterized. The record is from RefSeq and is a predicted model, not a curated record. The transcript has a single exon. The coding region runs from base 1 to 636 and encodes 211 amino acids. Lineage: Eukaryota; Fungi; Ascomycota; Sordariomycetes; Hypocreales; Nectriaceae.